UGUGCCGAUGCUCAGGAAGCAAAGCACCGACCAUAUUAGUCACGCUAGAAGUUUUACAGUGAUAUUCCACAGCUUUAUGUGAGCUCUCGGCUACACUCAAAUGCCUGUAAAUACAGUUGAAUUGAUUUAAAUUAUGCUGAAUGGUAGCGCUUAUGAAGUUCAACAUUUGCCGGUUGCUGGGUUUGGGGAGCGGCUCCAGUGACCAGACGCUGGAGAAGAUGGAGACUGGAGCUACAUCUGACCACAAUCAUGAUGUACUUUCUCAGAAUGGUUUGAAUGGAGAGGAGGGCCUCAGUGAAGAGGAGAAGGCCAGAAGGAGAGCUGAGAGACGAAGAGCUAAAAGGAAGCGUCAAAAAGAGCGGAAGAAACUCGAGCGAGGUAAAAAAGACGAGUGCAGCAUACAGGAGGAGGAAGAGCAUGCAGGUGUUGACUCCGAGCUAGAUGAUAGUGGCUCUGAGGUUGAUGAGCAGCAGAUUGAGGAGCAGCAGAUGGAAUUGAGUGGAAAGGUGAUGGAGAAUAAAUGUCCUCCAUGCAAGAGUAGCGAAACACCACCACUGGCGUCGGGAAACAAAGGAAACCAACAGCCGUCAGCUUGCGCCAGUGAGGAGGAUCCAGAGUGGGAUGUAAGCAGUGCCUUUGUUGCCAAUGCUGCUAGUCACAUCAGGCCCAUAGCCAAGAGCAAAGCAGGCCGUAAAUCCAAAGAGAACAAAGAAAAUGAGGCCAAAAUCAAAGAGGUCAGUGGACCCGAGUCUGUGACUAAAAGAAGUGCCUUACUGACUGAAAAGGGAAUCAGACUGGUAAAUGAGGGGCAGUACAGUGAGGCUGUUAAUAUGUUUACAGAAGCUAUCAGAUGUGACCCAAAGGACUACAGGUUUUUUGGGAACCGCUCAUACUGUUAUUACUGUCUGGAUCAGUACUCUCUAGCACUUGCUGAUGCUGAAAAAUCGAUUCAGAUGGCCCAUGAGUGGCCUAAAGGUUAUUACCGCAAGGGAAGCGCCCUCAUGGGCCUUAAGAGGUACAGUGAGGCUGAGAAAGCAAUGGAGCAGGUCCUGAAGCUGGAUAAGGGUUGUGAAGAGGCAGCCAAUGACCUUUUCUACUGCAAAGUGCUGCAGUUAAUGGAUCUUGGAUAUGAAGAGGAGCAAAGUGUGCUUUUGCUUGAGAAGUACAACACAGUGCAGGCUGUUCUGGCAGCCAGAGCUGCAAACAGUGACUCUGCACUUCUUCAGCCAGGAAGUCCGUGCCCUUCUCUCUGGGUGGGUAACGUAACCACAGAACUGACGGAAAAGCACCUGUGGGACCUUUUCAAAAACCACGGAGAAAUUGAGAGCAUCCGAGUGCUGCACGAGCGUUUCUGUGCCUUUGUGAACUUCAAGAACGCCAGCAUGGCUGCACGGGCCAUGGAAAAGCUCAAUGGCCAUCUGAUAGAAAACACACGGUUAGUGGUCCGGUAUCCAGACAGACGCAUCCUGAAACCAUUCCCUGUUUCUGCUGCAGCACAGGCCACAGGAACUGCUGGAGCAAAGCGCAGGGGUCCUGUCAACGGAGACGAGUGCUAUUUCUGGAGGACCACUGGCUGUUAUUUUAAUGACAAGUGUCACUAUAAACACAUUCCUGAGCAGCGGGGCAAAGACAGAAAGCCCUGGCAGCCCUGAAACAGUGCACUCAUCCUCCUCUUUUUACCUUCACCUCUGUUUCUAAAUUAUUUACUAUUUUUCUCACUCAGAGCUAGAGGAAAUGGAAAGAGGUUGCAUGGACUGUGUGGGUUCAGAGACAUUCAGUCAGUGGAAUGGGAUUUGGGCUUGUAUUGUCUAUCUGCAGUGCUCUUGGCGCAGAUCAGCAAUGACCUUGGUGCCUUGGAGUUGAUGUUAUCACUUCCAGAUUCUCCAAGAAUGAACAGAGCAUCUGAGACUCGGAACAGAGAGCAGACGCUUUAGGAAAAGGUUUGAGUGUUCGGUUGAGGCCAGAGUUUGAGGCUAGACCUGGUGUCUCCUGUCAUCUCUGCUCCUUUUCCUUAUGUGCCAACACCACUGAGCCAAAGCAAGCCUUUGAUCACUUCUCACUUUUGAGUUCAUCCCAAACAAAUGCCUUUUAUAUAGACGAGGUGAUGUGAAGCCUUUCUCCAAGCUCCAUGUUCUUUUAUGCCUUAUCAAGAAAUCUGACACCAUAAAAAGCAUAGGGUUAUAGCCUGCUAAAAAGGUGUGGGGAUUUUACCAAAGAAUAUGACCAUGUUUUCUAUGGCGUACAUAAUAAGUUAAAAAAAAAAAGAGAGAGAGACAGAGACAUCAUUUUAUAUUUAUGUUUAUCUUGAGCCCUUUUUAUGAAAGGUUAAGCUCAGUGUUUUUGUGAACAGGCUUACUUCGGUUUAUGACAAACAUUGUGGAGGCAUAAUGUUUAGUUGGGGUAAACAAAAUUUUUGUUCAUUUUCUUAAAGGGUUUUUGAUGUGUUACUUAAAAUAAUAAUAAUAAUAAUAAAAAGUACAUAAAAACUGGUUAAAGACAGCAUUUGAAUGCUGAUUGUAUCCUAAAAGAUAUUUUUCCCCCAACACUUUCUAUAUUGUUGCACUUUAUACUUAAGCACACACUAUGUGGAAUUUUCAAGUAUUGGCAGUUUGGGAGAUUUGUGCAGGUUUUAAUAUAAAGAAUUUAUUUUAUAUUGAAAGGUGCACUAAGAGUCUAUUUUUUCCAAAAAGGUAUUAAGUGUCUCGUGUUUUUUUUUUCUUCUAAAAACAUUUUUUUGUUGUCUGUUCUUUCAAGAUAAUAUUAAUUGUAUGACUGCAAUUCUAUCCCACUUAACAAAGUCUCCUUAAAUAUUGUUUACGUAUUGUUGUGUUUAGUAAUCCAAAAUUGUUCAGUGUUUUUGAUGCUUUUCUUCUUGUUUUGUUUUUCCAUCAUUUGUGAAAUCCAGGAAGUUGUUCUUACCUAUGCAUACUGGACCAGACCACUGUGGACUUCCUUCUUUAGCAUAAGAGAACUGUAGCACCUGAUAAUAAGGGAAUUGGUUCUAGAUUAAACUCGGUUCUUUUUUGUUUUGUUUUUUGUUUUAAAUCUGUCAGUAAGCAGCAGAGCAUCAUUUCUAAUUGGAAAAUUUUUUUGUUUUGAAUUUAUUUUAUUUUUUUCAUGUAAGGAAAGCUGAUUGUAUUGAGGGCCUGAUUUACUAUUUGAAAAAGAAAAAAGAAAACAAACAAGAACACUACCAGAUGUGCAGUACUCUAUUCAUAAAGGCUUACACCUCAAAGCGGUUGGUGUUUUUCCCUGAUAUAGCAGGUUUUGCUCGGUACUUCUAUACUUCUACAUCACACAGUCAAGUCUUUGUCUUUUUGCUAGUCAACACACCACUCAUGACUGUGCAGAAAUAUUUUUCCAAAAUGAAAGCUGUAGUCAGUCAUGUUAGGUUUUAAUUGAAGGCAGUAGGUUUUAUAUAUUACCAUCCAGAAGAACUUGGGAUAUCAGUCUGUAUGGAUAUAUAUUGAUUUAAUCAUUGUGGUUCAUCCUCUUCAUGUUAAAAAAUUUCAAAUAGUGAACGUUUGCGAAUUUCUUCUCUAAACACUUGUUUUUUUUGCAUUAUUCAUCAAAACAAACCAUUCUGACUAAAGGGUUCUAGGUUUUUAGGUUUUUCCUCCAAUUUGCUGAAAGAAAUUCUGUUGUCUGUUUUCCACUCUUUCUUACCAUGUUCUAACUUUAACAUACAUCUACACCUCAACAGACAAUCGGUUCUCAUUAAGUGUUAAGUGUUUCCUUGCACUCUAUUGCCAAAGAGUUUCUUUUACUAAAGAUACUGACUCUAACAUUUUCUGAUUGCUUUCCAUGAAAUAAAAAAGAAAGAAAUUUGA
Molecule: messenger RNA, 3830 nt
Organism: Tachysurus fulvidraco (yellow catfish)
Lineage: Eukaryota; Metazoa; Chordata; Actinopteri; Siluriformes; Bagridae
Exons: 16
Coding region: 141-1652 (503 amino acids)
Molecular function (GO): metal ion binding; RNA binding; protein binding
Source: RefSeq, a predicted model, not a curated record